AUGGAGUCGAUCGAGAUGGGAAAGGGAAACCAAGAGCCGAUAACAAUCCAGCCAAACAGCCAAAGGUUCAAGGCACAGAUUUCUGAUGCCGAGGCAGAGAAUUAUGGAAAAGUGGAAUAUCUUGACGGAGUCAGAAGAGUAGUAAUUCAACAAAGGCUUUCUUUGAUUGAAGCCUUCACUGAUUUUGACCGCCGCAAUAAAUAUGACAUGUGGGACGCAGACACAGGCGAAACCCUCUUCUUCGGGCAUGAAAACGAGAUCGGCAGUCGUUGUCAAGGCUAUUGUAUUCGUGGCUGCUUUGCCGGCCACCGAGAGGCUGAAAUCCCUCUCCAAAUGGCCGUCAACGAUGUAAAUGAAGCAUACGGCGGCAAGGGAAUGUAUCAUCUUUCCAAAGCGAGAGCUGUUGGCCUUCAGCCGUGUGAAUGCGAAUGUGUGGCUAGCUGCCAUCGUUGCUUUCAUGGCUGUGGCGGACUUUGCCCAAGAGACGCUUGCUGUGGCACUUGUUGGAUGGAAAAGGGACUUGCUCAUCUUUCAACAUAUUUCAAGGGAAACGAAACACACAAGAUUCAACAACGCGAUGGCGGUUGUGGCAAAGCGAGCUUUUUCAUCACUGAUGAAGUUUCCAAGCGAGUCGUUUUUGAAAUCGUCAAAGAAGAAUUCUGCACGUCAGCAAUCUGCUGCAAUGAUGUUCCUUACCCUAUUUUCGACGCCAGCGGAUCACAAGUAGGAAGCAUCACAAAAUACUGGGCUGGAGGCAAAACUGGUUGCUCUGCUUGCUGGCAAGAAGCGAACAAUGCAUCGACCCACGUGAUUUCUUUCCCACCAACUGCGUCUCAUACGGAAAAAUUGGCAAUCAUCGGACAAGCCAUUCUCAUCGACUACACUUACUACCAGCGAAAAGACGACAACAACGGUGGCCAAUAG
Messenger RNA from Oikopleura dioica, 924 nucleotides. The record is from the annotation of a GenBank genome assembly. NCBI's taxonomy places the organism in Eukaryota, Metazoa, Chordata, Appendicularia, Copelata, Oikopleuridae.